Dinoponera quadriceps is the source of this 3555-nucleotide messenger RNA. RefSeq names its product unconventional myosin-IXb (gene dachs). The record is from RefSeq and is a predicted model, not a curated record. Lineage: Eukaryota; Metazoa; Arthropoda; Insecta; Hymenoptera; Formicidae. The coding region runs from base 1 to 3555 and encodes 1184 amino acids. Gene Ontology annotation, cellular component: myosin complex; actin cytoskeleton; vesicle. Gene Ontology annotation, biological process: vesicle transport along actin filament; actin filament organization. Gene Ontology annotation, molecular function: ATP binding; cytoskeletal motor activity; actin filament binding. The transcript has 17 exons.
AUGGGUAUGCUGUUGCCGGACGAAACCUACGAGGCGAAAUCCACCGGUGUCCUGAUCGCGGACGUGGACGAAAUCGAGGCUGCCAAAGCGUUAGCGGCGCUCCGCAGGUGCGACGAGUUCCUCACGAGACACGGCAUCCGACCCGAGUUCUUCUGCAGGCAUCGAGAGCGUCUGGCUCUUCAGGCGUGGCUGCUGAAGAAGUCCAAUUUCUACUCUGAUGCUUCCUCAUCGAACGAAGCGGUGCACCUACAGCAACGCCUACGGAGCCUCAGCACGGAACUGGUGACCCUAAGGAACCGGCUGCACGUGAGCCAACCGGCAAAUGCAUCAGGACCGGCGAGCGGCACCUCCGGGCCCCUGUCAAAGAGCCCGGAAAAAAGCGGCGCGCCCUCCUCGCCCGCACCGGCGGUACCGCCGAGGACCACCCUGCCUCCCGGUGGCGGCGUAUCUCACGGGAUCGGUCAUCCCGCGGGUCACACGUUAACAGCUUCCGCAAUUGUUCAUCCGCACGUCAAUCACGCCGGCGCAAAUACUCUCGGUCACAACUCUACCACAACGAAUAAUUUAAUAUCUGACCUAGAUCCUUCGAAACGGCACAACGGAGUACCCGACGACGGCAUAGUAUCGUGCGUGACGGCAUUGGGAUGCCUCCGGUCGCCGCCGAUUUCCAGCAUCAUCGCCGACGUGAAAAACGCGAAGAGCAAUCAAGGCCAACACCGAUGUCUCCCGAAAGCCACCGUACCUUCUUCCGGCCCUGCGACCUCCACGGCCUUGGACGACCUCAUUCAUCUACCCGGACCUCUCACAGAAGACGCGGUGCUCAAGUGUCUUCAAGCUCGCUUCUGCGCCAAGCAGUACCACACGAACGUAGGUCCCAUACUGGUUUGCGUAAAUCCAUACACGGACGUCGGGAAUCCGUUGACCUUAACGAGCACCAGGACAGUGCCAUUGACACCCCAACUGAACAAGGUCGUUCAGGAAGCUGUGAGGCAGCAAUCGGAGACCGGGUAUCCGCAAGCAAUCAUCCUUUCCGGGACGAGCGGUUCCGGAAAAACGUACGCUUCAAUGCUGUUACUUAGGCAACUCUUCGACGUCGCCGGCGGCGGACCGGAAACGGACGCUUUCAAACAUCUAGCGGCAGCCUUCACGGUUCUCAGAUCCUUGGGCUCAGCGAAAACCGCCACGAACUCCGAGAGCUCAAGGAUAGGUCACUUCAUUGAAGUUCAAGUAACGGAUGGUGCUUUGUACAGAACGAAAAUUCAUUGUUACUUCCUAGAUCAAACGAGAGUGAUCAGACCGUUGUCGGAUGAAAAAAACUAUCACAUAUUUUAUCAGAUGUUAGCUGGAUUGUCCCAUGAUGAGCGAGUUAAACUGAAUCUGGAAGGAUACAAUCUCAAAAAUUUGAGGUAUCUUCAACACGGCGAUACACGGCAGGACGAAACUGAGGAUGCCAUUCGGUUUCAAGCUUGGAAAGCUUGUUUAGGCGUUCUUGGCAUUCCGUUUUUGGACGUCGUGAGGGUACUAGCGGCGGUACUCAUCCUCGGGAACGUCGGUUUCACAGACGGACCAGGCGUGGAAGUAGGAGUGAUUGGUGAGAACGAGUUAUCUUCCGUAGCUGCACUCCUGGGAGUUCCUCCGCCAGCUUUGUUACGAGGACUCACCUCGAGGACUCACAACGCGCGUGGCCAACUCGUUAAAUCCGUCUGCGACGCCAACAUGUCUAACAUGACCAGGGAUUCGCUGGCAAAAGCGCUCUAUUGCCGUACCGUGGCCACAAUAGUAAGACGAGCUAACAGCUUGAAGAGACUCGGCUCCACACUUGGCACUCUCUCGUCGGAUUCCAACGAAUCUGUUCAUAAUCAAGCGGAGGUUACUAGCCAACACGCCUCUACCAUUGGCAGUUCGGCAGGGGGAACAGGAUCUAGAAGCAUGACCGCAUUGAAUAACGCCGUGCGACAUGCCACGGACGGUUUCAUCGGCAUCCUGGACAUGUUCGGGUUCGAGGACCCUAAGCCGAGCCAGCUGGAGCACCUCUGCAUCAAUCUCUGCGCAGAGACGAUGCAGCACUUCUAUAACACUCACAUAUUCAAAAGCUCCAUCGAGAGUUGCCGUGACGAAGGUAUCCCGUGCGACGUCGAAGUUGACUACGUCGACAACGUGCCAUGCAUUGAUCUCAUUUCUUCUUUGCGCACCGGGUUGCUAAGUAUGUUAGAUGUGGAAGGUUCUAUACACGGAACUGCCGAAAGUUAUGUCGCCAAAGUAAAGGUGCAGCACAAGCAGAAUCCCCGGCUGUUCGAGCCAAGAACAGUCGACUGCAGAUCCUUCGGCAUUCAGCACUUCGCAGGAAGAGUCACUUACGACGCUUCGGACUUUCUAGACACAAACAAAGAUGUUGUCCCCGACGAUUUGGUGGCGGUCUUUUAUAAGCACGCUUGCAGUUUCGGUUUCGCUACACAUUUGUUUGGUAGUGAGCUGAAAGCAUUGUAUGCGAGUGACACUGUCCCGAGGGGCGUCAGUUUUCGAAUAUCGCCGACUUCUCAUACCGAUCUCACAAACGGGGACGUGCCGAUAUCGACGUUGACGCAGGAUUUUCAUACGAGAUUAGAUAAUCUCCUGAGGACUUUGGUCCAUGCUAGACCGCACUUUGUUAGAUGUAUCAGAAGCAAUGGCACUGAAACACCGAUGCAUCUUGACAGAGGAGUUACAAUGCGCCAGAUACGCUCGCUGCAGGUCCUGGAGACGGUGAAUCUCAUGGCAGGAGGAUACCCGCAUAGGAUGCGAUUUAAAGCCUUCAACGCGAGGUAUAGGCUAAUCGCGCCCUUCAAGCAGCUGCGCCGCGCUGAGGAACAGGCUGUCGAGGACACGAAAUUGAUUUUGCAGAACGCGCAGCAGCUGAAGAGUAAAUUCGGUGCCAGCACUAGCUGGGCCCUCGGCAAGCGUCACAUUUUCCUCAGCGAAGGUAUCAGGCAGCAGCUUGAGAACCUACGGGCGGAAACACGAAGGAAAGCCGCCAUAAUAAUUCAGGCUACGUGGAGGGGUUGGCGGGUACGGAGAGGGUGGCCUUUGAGGAGGACGACCCUAGGAGUGACUUCCGGCAUUGGCCAAAAGAAACCUCAACAACCAACUACCGGCACUACCGGAACCGUUCAGAGAAAUGUCGCUGCUGGCACGGUAACCGGAACUAGCACUCGUCCAAGACCGCAACCAAUCGCUGGCACACCUCCUCCCGACCCUUCGGAAAAAUGCGCAGACCAAAAAAUGAUCCAGCAGACCUGUUCUCUUUUCGGACUGGAUCUGGAGCGGCCGCCACCUGUUCCUCCUAGCAGGUCCUAUACCGUGACCGGAAACACAAAGCUUGGUUACCCACAGACCAGAAUUAUGAAAAUGCCUUUCCCAGAAGAAGGCGAAGGCGAGGUGGUCCUUUUGAAAGGAGAGACAGUUUUAGUUGUAGGUGCGUCACCCAGGCGAGGUCAUCUACUCGUCGAACACAAUAACGCUACAUUGCAUGUGCCGUAUCAAUUCAUGGAAUUGAAACCUUGUAACAUUAAUGUGUAA